Molecule: messenger RNA, 3963 nt
Organism: Oncorhynchus nerka (sockeye salmon)
Lineage: Eukaryota; Metazoa; Chordata; Actinopteri; Salmoniformes; Salmonidae
Product: phosphatidylinositol N-acetylglucosaminyltransferase subunit A-like
Exons: 8
Coding region: 1696-3180 (494 amino acids)
Biological process (GO): GPI anchor biosynthetic process
Cellular component (GO): glycosylphosphatidylinositol-N-acetylglucosaminyltransferase (GPI-GnT) complex
Molecular function (GO): phosphatidylinositol N-acetylglucosaminyltransferase activity
Source: RefSeq, a predicted model, not a curated record
AUUAAAUGACCCAGGGAAUAGAUAGGACAUCACAAAAACAUAUAACAUUCAAAAUGGGUGAACCUUUCCUUUUAACAUCUGAGGAGCUACAUGGAUUACUGACUCGUGCAGUCCCACCCUAUAUAUAUAAAUUGUUGUUUUUUUGGGAGGGGGGGGUAAAUUCUUUCGUAGUUUGUGUUUUAAUGUUAAUUUUCUUUUCCCCGUAGUUUUAUUUUGUGAAUUUAAUCCCCAUCCAGUUAGAGGCGACAAACAUUUUUGCAUGUAGCUCGCCAAUAAAUCCAACGAAGAAGACUAAUAAUAAUAAUAAUAAUAAGAAGAAGAUGAUCAAAGAUUUUAUAACGAAACCAAGAUACACCACAGCUUGUCGUUUCCAAUGGGAACGAAUUAGUCAUAGUGGACAGAACAAGCAAGGAGGUGGGCAGGGCCAUGCACGCGUUAGCGAUAACCUAUUGGCGCGUUGUAGUCUCCAUAUUUCGUUAGUGAACGCCUACUAUGAAUUCCCUUGUGCAGUAACUCAAUUCGGAUUUGCACUCCCAAACAGCGAAAUUUUAAAAUAAGCAAAGAAUAACACUACAUAACAAGUGUAUUGAGAUCAAAUGUUUCAUCGAUGCGGCCAAAAUCCAUCUCAUUCCCUCUUCUCCCACGACGCGCCAGUUAGGCACCUCUCACUACCAUAUUUGCUUGUGAGUGGAAACGCCAACCGGUUGCUUCACAUUUAUACAUCCAGUGAAUAUCUGUCUUGUUGUUCUAUCUUUGACAUGAUGACGCGGAGCAGGAAGUGUGUGUUGUUUUGAUUGACGGAAUAUGGUUGAAUAACGAUGAACUGAGACAAAAUUGUUGAUUUAUUUAAAACAAAAAUACAUUUCUCUUUGCUUUGAAGAGGCUGAAUGUAUCUCACCGGGAAAAAAAAGCAUCCGAGCAAACUAAACAGCGAACAUCUGUCUCCCUACGUGUGUGCCAUCUAUCGGAUGCUGUCUGGUCUAAACGAGUAUGACAUUGUUGCUUCCCAUACUCGAUUGGAAUGCAACGGAAGCCAGCGAGCAUUUGGCCUCCCUUGAUCAGUCAAUUUUUUAUAUAUUUUUUUUAUCAGCGUUAAUUAAGCUAAACUGAGCCAGUUCAACUAUGAAUGGUCCUGGCUCACCCCAAAAAAGUGUCAAGGAAAGCCAGCUUGGAUUUUGGCAUCCCUCACAUCAAAUCGCAUUGAGAUCAUUCAUCAUUGACAGAACAACUUGAAUUGUUGCAUCCCGUUGUGUUGUAGCCCUUUGGUGGCUAGAUUGCUUGCUAAAAUGGGCCCUUUCCUAAAUUAUCCAUGGAUGGAGAUAGGGAGUUGGUCUUGUGGUUUUACUUAAUUCUCCAUAUUAGACAAUGAUUAUAAUGACGAUUCUGAUUAAACCAUUAAUUCAUGCAUUGUUGUGCCCUGGCCGGAGAGCAUGGACAUUCAGCAUGUAACAGGCUAAUGUUAACCAGCUAAAGUUGUCCAUGAAUGGAAUUAGGCUUGCAAGUAAGCAUUUUAGCCAGGUAGCCUAGGACAACAAAAAAAUAAACACGUGUACUGUAUGACUGAGUGAUAGACUGUUUCGUCAACAUGAAAGAAAGGAGGAUGGCAUUGGCGUUUCUCUACAAGUAGGGUGCAUGGUUGCUCUACAUGUGAAACGCCUGUAUGAGUGACGCACACAACCACAGCACUCCACCAUCAUGGGCCAGCGAAGGAGGGGGGCGGCUGCCCAUGCUCCCCCAGCAAACAGACACCAUGAUGGGCUCACAGUAGCUCCCCAGGCCCCAACCAGGAAACACAACAUUUGCAUGGUGUCAGACUUCUUCUACCCCAAUAUGGGAGGGGUGGAGAGCCACAUCUACCAGCUAUCCCAGUGUCUGAUCGAGAAGGGCCACAAGGUGGUGAUCGCCACCCACACCUACGGCUGCAGGAAGGGGGUCCGCUACCUGACCAAUGGGCUCAAGGUCUACUACCUGCCCCUGCAGGUGAUGUACAACCAGUCCACCGUCACCACCUGCUUCCACAGCCUGCCACUUCUGCGCUGUGUGUUCGUCAGGGAACGCAUCACCGUGGUGCACGCCCACAGCUCCUUCUCCGCUAUGGGACACGAUGCACUGUUCCACGCCAAGACCAUGGGCCUCAACACGGUGUUCACUGACCACUCCCUCUUUGGUUUUGCUGACGUCAGCUCGGUGCUGACCAAUAAGCUGCUGGCUGUGUCUCUGUGCGAUACCAAUCACAUUGUGUGCGUGUCAUACACCAGUAAGGAGAACACAGUGCUCAGGGCAGGCCUCGACCCCGAGAUUGUUUCUGUCAUCCCCAAUGCCGUCGACCCCAGAGACUUCACCCCCGACCCCUCCCAACGGCAUGACGACAGGAUCACCAUCGUUGUGAUCAGCCGUCUCGUCUACCGCAAAGGAAUAGAUCUUCUGGGAAGGAUCAUCCCAGAGCUCUGUCUGAAACAUCCAGAUGUACAUUUCUUGAUUGGUGGAGAGGGACCAAAGAGAAUCGUGUUGGAGGAAGUGAGAGAGAAAUACCAACUACACGACAGGGUGCAUCUCCUGGGGGCCCUGGAGCAUAAGGAUGUGCGUGGGGUGUUGGUCCAGGGACAUAUCUUCCUCAACACCUCCCUGACUGAGGCCUUCUGCAUGGCCAUAGUGGAGGGAGCCAGCUGUGGACUACAGGUGGUAAGUACGCGUGUUGGAGGGAUCCCAGAGGUUCUGCCUGAGCAUCUGAUCACCCUGUGCGAGCCAACCGUGCAUUCUCUGUGUGUCGGCCUGGAGAGUGUCAUCGCUAGGCAACUAUCGGGCCGCGUUGACUCCCCUGCCACCAUCCACGCCCACGUCCGCACCCUGUACACCUGGAGGAACGUCGCAGAGAGAACAGAGAAGGUAUAUGAUUGCGUCGCUGGGAAGGAGGUUCUUCCUCUGGACAGACGGCUGCUCAGACUGAGGGCCCACUGUGGCCCCGUGGCAGGCUCCAUCUUUGCCCUCUUUGCUGUUCUCGACUUCCUCUUCCUGCUCCUCCUCCGCUGGCUCCUCCCAGACCGCCUCAUAGAUAUUGCCAUGGACGCCACGGGCCCUCAGGGGUUGUGGAGGCGGGGCUUGGGCGAUAGGAAAGGAACUCGCUCUAAAAGUGCCGUCUUGACAAAGGAGGAGUCAAGUGGUCACAAGACCAAGCUCUGAUCACAACUCCAAGCAGGCACAAAUCCUUAUCCUCAAUUGUUAUAUAACUCCUGAAAAUACAGAUGUUUUUUAAAAAAAAUUUUUACUUGAUAUCUGACCGCACUACCUUAUGACCUGUGGAGACUGACCACCCGUUGCAGAAUGUUUCAGGGGAAACCCGUGUGUUUUCAAUAGGAUUGUUUGUUUUUUAAAAUUAUUUUUUUGUUUUGUUUUCCUCUAUAUAUUUAAUGUAUUAUUUCUUAAACUUUAUAUGAUCAAAAGGAUCAAUACUUUGUAGUUAUGUAUCUUUUGUAAUGUUAUUUCUUUAUUAUUUUUUAAAAUUCUUCUGAGUGGCAGAAUCAAAUCAAAUUUUAUUUGUCACAUGCGCCGAAUACAACCGGUGUAGACCUUACCGUGAAAUGCUUACUUACAAGCCCUUAACCAACAAUGCAGUUUUAAGAAAAUAAGAGUUAAGAAAAUAUUUACUAAAUAAACUGAAGUUUAAAAAAAGUAACACAAUAAAAUAACAACUAUGUACAGGGGGUACCGGUACCGAGUCAAUGUGUGGGGUUCAGGUUAGUCGAGGUAAUAUGUACAUGUAGGUAGGGGUAAAGUGACUGCAUAGAUAAUAAAUAGUGAGGGGGGGUCAAUGCAAAUAGUCCAGGUAGCCAUUUGCUUAGUUGUUCAGCAGUGGGGAUAGAAGCUGUUCAGAAGCCUUUUGGACUUGGCGCUCCGGUACUGCCUGCCAUGCGGUAGUGGAGAGAACAGUCUAGCAAACAAAUAAAUUCAUUAAAAAUCCUACAA